This is a messenger RNA of Nicotiana tabacum (common tobacco), 567 nucleotides long. NCBI's taxonomy places the organism in Eukaryota, Viridiplantae, Streptophyta, Magnoliopsida, Solanales, Solanaceae. The record is from RefSeq and is a predicted model, not a curated record.
AUGUCUUCCACUGAAGAUUCACAAGCUGAACUGACAAUGGAUUAUGAUCGAUUGAAGGAAAUAAACGAUUUCGAUGAUACAAAAGCUGGUGUUAAAGGACUAGUUGAUUCUGGAAUUGUGAACAUACCAAGAAUUUUCAUUAGGCCACCUGAUGAACUUGUUGAAGAGUUGAAUCAGUGCAAGUCAACUCUAAAGAUUCCUGUGGUGGAUCUAAGUGGCGUAGAAGUUGAAGAUCAACGUAAGAAAAUUGUCGAUGAAAUAAGGGAAGCAUCAGAAAAGUGGGGAUUUUUCCAACAGAUAAAUCAUGGGGUUCCUUCUUGUGUUUUGGAAGGAAUGAUUCUUGGGAUUCGUAAAUUUCAUGAACAAGAUGUUGAGUUAAAGAAAGAGUACUAUACGCGUAAUCAUACGAGAAGAAUUAGACACACAACAUUGGAGAGCAGCCCGAUGUUAUCAAAUGACAUGUUUGUAAGUGUGAAUCAUAGAGUUAUAGCGAAUAAGGUAGGACCGAGGAUGUCAGUGGCGUGCUUCUUCACCGGUGUUUCUGCAACUCCAAAGAUCUAUGUGUAG